Molecule: messenger RNA, 426 nt
Organism: Caenorhabditis briggsae
Lineage: Eukaryota; Metazoa; Nematoda; Chromadorea; Rhabditida; Rhabditidae
Gene: Cbr-hmg-6
Product: Protein CBR-HMG-6
Exons: 3
Coding region: 1-426 (141 amino acids)
Source: RefSeq, a predicted model, not a curated record
AUGACAACUACAUCAUCCACCAAUUUCGACGAAUUCCAACGCUACCGUAUCCCGAACCACUACGUCCAGUGGUAUGAGCUAGAACCGACUUUCAAUGUGUUUUCCAAUCCGAAUCCAAUGAAUUCAUCUGGAAACAACUGUACGACGUCCCAGGAAUCUGGGGAUCAGAAGAAGAAGAAGAUACGAUCCACGUCCGCCUACGCUCUCUUCUUCCGUGAGAAGCAGUCGAUGGAGAAACGGGCGGCGCCAUACGCGAAUUUCGGUCAAAUUUCACAAAGUAUCGCGAGACAAUGGGAAAUGCUCAGUGAGCAAGAGAAAAAUAUUUAUAAGCAGCGAUGUGAGAAAAGCCGAAAAACAAGCAUCGCAAAUGCCGUGGAAGAGAGAGCCAGGAAGUUGAUGAUGGCUGCUACACAGAAACUACAGUAA